AUGCCGUACAACCGCCCGCCGCCCGAGCAGCGGUCGCGCCAGCCCGACCGGUUCUACUCGCCCACGCAAGCGACAACGUAUCACUCGGCAGCGAAUGCUUCCAUCCAGCGGGAUCUGACGAGCCUUGCGCUGUCUUUACUGCCGCGCGACGCGGCCACGGCCUGCCUUUUAGACAUUGGCUGCGGGUCGGGGCUCUCAACGGCACACUUGCCGCCGCACGCCGUCGGCAUUGACAUGAGUCUCUCGAUGCUGCAGAUCGCGACGCGCGGCGCGGCGUCGUCCUUUGUCUGCGGCGCUGCCAUGGACCUGCCGUUUCGAGACGGUAUGUUCGACCACGCGAUUAGCAUCUCGAUGCUGCAGUGGCUCUCGGACGAGCAACUGCGGCGCUUCUUCCGCGAGCUUUCCCGCGUUCUCCAGCCGCAUGGUACGGCGGUGUUUCAAGUGUACCCGCUCGACGAGGCCCAUGCACGUGAGAUGGUACAAGCGGCAACGGCAACGCAGAAGCGCGCGACGUUCGUCGCCGACUUCCCGCACCAGAACAGCGCGCUCAAGUGGUUUCUUUGCGUCGAGCCUCGCAACAACUGCGCCGCCGAGUGCGGACGCGAGGAAGAGAAGUGCCCACUCGCCCGGCGCAUGCACGGCACGUGUGCCUACCGCUUUCGCAGCGCGCGCCACCUUGACGCUGGCCGUCUCGUCCACGAACACGUACAGUACGCAUGGCAUGCGUACCGCAAGGUAAAUCGGGCUCGCCUGCUUGCUGCGUCCAAGCCGCCGACCCAGCACAACAACGAGCGCCGCAUCUUUCCCAACGAGGAGGCCCUUGUCGAUGCGCUUGUGGCGGCGCACGGCCCAACGCUGUCGCUUGAUGUGCUCAAAAGCGUGAGUGACAAAGUCAUUUGCUUGAUGCACGCCACGUACACGGCCGCCGAAGCCACCGAAGCCGCGAGGCCUACCCAGGAAGCGCCCGAAUCAGUAGAAUAGUGUGGAGACAACAUGACACCGACGAGGUUGACGCCGA
Saprolegnia parasitica CBS 223.65 is the source of this 1018-nucleotide messenger RNA. RefSeq lists its product as hypothetical. Gene Ontology annotation, molecular function: rRNA (guanine) methyltransferase activity. Lineage: Eukaryota; Oomycota; Saprolegniomycetes; Saprolegniales; Saprolegniaceae. Gene Ontology annotation, biological process: rRNA (guanine-N7)-methylation. The transcript has a single exon. Gene Ontology annotation, cellular component: nucleolus. The record is from RefSeq and is a predicted model, not a curated record. Bases 1 to 981 code for a protein of 326 amino acids.